AUGGAAAUGAUUGCCGUGUAUGGCCUUCUCCGUGCUGUUGACAGGCCUCACCCGAGCACCUAUCUUGGAAUCAUUUCCACGUUCAUUUUGUUCUGCACAAUUGGGUCGAGUGAAAAAUACUCAGCUGUCCAUGUUCCGCUCUGGAGACAGACUGAAGCUUACAAGAUGGAAUGGCAUCAGAUGGUGGGGGACCUCGACGCUCAAUCUCCAAAAAUUGACCAAGGCCCAACUUCCAUGCUGCAGUGCCCGAAGCCAGCCAGGGUAGCCAGGCCAGCAAUUCGCAAGUCGUGCCAGAAACGGUCACCCCACCAAGAUUACCGGUUCCAUUCAUUUCUCGUGGUUGUGGAGUUUUGA
Molecule: messenger RNA, 354 nt
Organism: Neurospora crassa OR74A
Lineage: Eukaryota; Fungi; Ascomycota; Sordariomycetes; Sordariales; Sordariaceae
Exons: 2
Coding region: 1-354 (117 amino acids)
Source: RefSeq, a predicted model, not a curated record